This is a messenger RNA of Laccaria bicolor S238N-H82, 1365 nucleotides long. Its product is annotated as multidrug/Oligosaccharidyl-lipid/Polysaccharide flippase. Gene Ontology annotation, molecular function: antiporter activity; xenobiotic transmembrane transporter activity. NCBI's taxonomy places the organism in Eukaryota, Fungi, Basidiomycota, Agaricomycetes, Agaricales, Hydnangiaceae. The transcript is spliced from 13 exons. The record is from RefSeq and is a predicted model, not a curated record. The annotation marks the transcript as partial. Gene Ontology annotation, cellular component: membrane. Gene Ontology annotation, biological process: xenobiotic detoxification by transmembrane export across the plasma membrane.
GCGGAUAAUGGUACCGGCACGACCAUGUUCUGGGAGGAACUUCGCAUCCUCACCAAGUACGCCUUGCCGGUCUUUGGAACCCAUCUCCUGGAAUAUUCCCUAGUUAUCGUUUCAGUCAUCUCUAUCGGGCAUUUAUCCACCAACGCUCUCGCGGCAGUUAGUUUGGGAUCAAUGACCGCUAGUGUCUCCGGUUUUAGUGUCUUGCAAGGCUUCUCCAGCGCACUUGACACCAUGCUUCCAUCCGCCUGGACAUCACCCCAUCCCCACUACGUCGGUCUUUGGACCCAGCGUAUGACCGUGGUUAUGUCUGUAUCUUUAAUCCCCAUGUUCCUGAUCUGGUGGAACGCGGAAACCAUUCUACUCUUCCUAAGACAAGAGCCAGAGGUAGCGCACCUCGCAUCAACCUACCUGCGUUGGGUCUCCCUCGGGCUGCCCGCUUAUGCAUUUAACUGUAUCAGUCGGUACUUACACCCGUUUAUCCGCUGGUUGUUCACAGUCCCCACUCGCAUUAUCUUCAUUGUAGCACCUUUCAAUGCUGUCUUGAACUAUCUCCUUGUUUGGGGUCCCAAACCAUUCAGAUUAGGCUUCAUCGGCGCCCCACUCGCCACCGCGAUCUCUUUCAAUCUCGUUUCGGUGAUGUCAAUCAUUUAUGGUAUCUUCUUCGUGGAUCGAACGGCGUGGUACCCGCUUUCCAGGAGGAUGUUCACAAGCUUGGGAGUCUUAGUCCAGUUAGGCUUGAGUGGUGUCGGUCAAACGGCAUCGGAGUGGUGGGCAUGGGAGUUGAUUGGUCUCGCCGCGUCUUUGCUGGGCCCAGUAGCACUUGCCACACAGUCCGUCCUUCUAGUUUCCGCAUCGACGACCUUUCAAGCGCCUUUCGCAUUGGGAGUUGCCACUUCCGUGCGAAUUGGUAACCUCCUCGGGGAACAGAAGGCCAAGCGGGCGGGCAUGGCGGCUAAAACCUCUAUCAUAAUGGCACUUUUGCUUUCUAUGAUCUCAAGUGCCAUGUUUUUGAUAUUCCGAAACGUGUGGGGGUACCUUUUCAAUAACGAUCCAGAGGUCGUUGGUCUGGUGGCAUCCAUUUUGCCCUUAGUAGCGCUCUUUCAGGUAUUCGACGGGAAUGCAGCGGUUACGGGAGGGAUUCUGAGAGCUAGGGGUAAACAAUUCACUGGAGCUUUGUUAAACCUCAGCGCAUACUAUAUCGUCGGUAUUCCUUUCGGCAUCUGGCUCGCUUUCUCGUGGGAUAUGAAGCUACAUGGUUUGUGGUAUGGGUUGACCAUCUCCCUGGUGUACUGCGCUGUACUGGGGACGAUCAUUUGCCUCCGAUCGGACUGGGACCAUGAGGUCGAUAAGGUCAUGAACAGGCUG